AUGUCUACUGGUAGCGUAGGAGCCUACGACGUCAUCGUUGUGGGCGGGGGCAACGCAGCAUUGGUCUCCGCCCUCUCAGCCUACCAGGCGGGCGCCCGCGUCGCAGUAUUCGAAGCAGCACCGGAGACCGAGCAUGGCGGAAACAGCCGAUUCUCAUCGGGGAUCUUCCGUAUUCCGCAUGGUGGACUAUCCGAGGUGCAGACAUUGCUCGAUGGCAGUGUGCUCGAUGAUGUCGCGCACUGCCGCAUGGCGUCGUACACGCCGGAGCAGUACCGCGGGGAUAUUGAGCGAACGAGCAAAGGACACUGCGAUCGUGCGCAGGUGUCUGUCAUGCUGCAGCAUGCAUUUAAAACACUCAAGUGGAUGAAAGACGAGCUCGGUGUGAAAUGGCAGCUGCCACUGGGAAAAUUCUUUGACCGCGAAAAGAUCAUCCGCGCGCAGGGGGUCGUGGACAUGCCGCCUUGGGAUACGGUCAUGGCGGUAGGGGAAGGGAAUGGCCUCAUGAAGGCCCUGUGGGAUGCUGUACGGCAGAGGCCGGGUAUCGAUUCCUUUCAUGAAUCGCCAGUAUCCGGGCUGAUUGCCGACGGCGAUACGGUCCGCGGCGUCACUGUUCGCCGGCGAGAUACCACGCUGCAUGUCUAUGGACAGGUCAUUCUCGCCUGCGGGGGCUUCGAGGCGUCGCCCAGAUUGCGAAGGCAGUUCCUCGGCGAGGGCUGGGAUCUUGUCGCGCUUCGCGGCAGUCGGUUCAACACGGGGACGAUGAUGGAGCAGGCUAUGGCCGUCGGUGCCGCGGCCAUUGGGAACUUUGGAGGAUGCCAUGCGACGCCUCACGAUCUGAACGCGCCGAAAAUCCUUAACCCUAACGACGCGGACAGAAUGAGCCGGUACAGCUUCCCGUAUUCCGUCAUGGUGAACGCGGAGGGGCGAAGGUUUAUGGACGAGGGGGAGAACGUCUUUAGUCUCACGUAUGCGAAGACUGGCGCAGCUAUUGUAAAGCAGCCACAUGCCACUGCAUUCCAGGUCUUUGACCAAAAGACGCUUCAUCUGCUUGAGCCCCGAUACUCUGUUGCAUCGCCCGUGGAAGCUGAUACUCUGGAGGAGCUUGCGACAAAGCUUGGGAUUGACGCAAAUGUGUUCACUGCAAUAAUCAAGGAAUACAAUCAGGCUACCCCCAAAGAUGCAACUGAGCGCUUCCAUGCGUUUACCUGUGACGGCGUGUCUACAGGAACGGCGCUGGAUAUCCCGAAGAGUAACUGGGCGUUGCCGAUCGAUAAGCCACCGUUCGUGGCAUACGGCGUCACCUGCGGCAUCACGUUCACGUAUGGAGGACUAAGGGUCGAUAACGGGGCUCGUGUUCUCAAUGAGGAGGGCUUAGUUAUGCCUGGGCUUUGGGCAGUUGGAGAGAUAGCUGGAGGGUUCUUCGCUUUCAAUUACCCCGGGGGUUCGGGCCUAACCAAGGGUGCAGUGUUUGGAAAGCUCGCCGGUCAAAAUGCGGCACAAAGAGCAAAGGGUAUCAAACUAGCCUAG
Messenger RNA from Aspergillus nidulans FGSC A4, 1527 nucleotides. RefSeq lists its product as uncharacterized. The coding region runs from base 1 to 1527 and encodes 508 amino acids. Lineage: Eukaryota; Fungi; Ascomycota; Eurotiomycetes; Eurotiales; Aspergillaceae. The record is from RefSeq and is a predicted model, not a curated record. The transcript has a single exon.